Messenger RNA from Hermetia illucens (black soldier fly), 3378 nucleotides. RefSeq lists its product as uncharacterized. Lineage: Eukaryota; Metazoa; Arthropoda; Insecta; Diptera; Stratiomyidae. The record is from RefSeq and is a predicted model, not a curated record. Bases 239 to 2266 code for a protein of 675 amino acids. The transcript has 6 exons.
GGGCAGACCACAUUGCCAAGCGUUCGUGGACGGAUCAGGCAGGCCUGGUUGAGUUUCAGAGUUUCAGUUUCACUCGACAAUUUGCUCAAGCCGUUGGUGUUUUCGUCAGAUUUCUCGAGGACGUUCACAGUCAGUGGGUGGUGUGCUAGCUGCAUUGUGUGCUCUUAGCAACUUUGUGAGCAACUAUAGUUGCUUUGUGCUUGUGGGAAUCGACUAUUUACUAUCCUAUUCGGUGAUUAUGUUUGAGUGGCGUAACAUUUUCGUGGUACUCUUUGUAGGAUUAUUCUGGACAUGUAAUCGAUGUGAAGGACGUUCGGUGAACAUCAGCAACACAUGGACAUUGCCACAGGACGGCUUUGCCGUGUUCUACCGCUUCUUCCGGGAUAAAAUUUCAUGGUUCGAGGCAGAUGCCGUGUGCCAGUUCCAUCAUGCUAAUCUAGUCACAGUUGACAAUGGACAACAGUUUGAUGCCGCUCGGGAGUUCUUAAAGGUGCUGGAUGUGACAGACACAGUUUGGAUCGGCCUCAUGAGACCACAGAAUUCCGAACGCUUUACAUGGUCGAACUCGAAACCCUUGGCUUCCACGUCCGGCUAUUGGGCUGAAUCAUUGCCACUUAUUGAGUCACCUCUCUGCGCUGUCAUUGAUCCAGUUAGGGACUUCCGAUGGCAUGCCCUUAGAUGUGGAGGACCGGAGACAGCAUCCUUCCUAUGCGAGAUGAAUGUGCCAAGCUGGGCGUUGGAGUGUACAAUCCAUGGAAUGUCGAAUUUGACUAUUCAGUAUAUGGCGGAUAAUGGAAGCGUUGAACUGACGAGGGAUUGCGGUGAAGACGAGAUUUUGCAUCAGAUUUGUAAAGGCAAGCAGGACCGGCAACGAGUCGCUGAAGAGCUGACCUGUAAAUCUGAGCGCCAAACAUCACCUGAAAUGAAUGCUCUAACCGGCAUUAAUCUAGCUGAAACCCAUCACAAGUCACUGGUGAUUAUUAACAACAUGCCUACCGACAACAACGAGGACAACAAUAUUCACUUCGAUAUUCAAGAGAAGGAAGAAAAAAAGGAGCCGGAAACGAACCCCGUUCAAAAGCUGAUUGAACAAUUCAAUGUUGAGGAGCUGAUGCAAGCUGAUCAGCCACAAGAAAUUUUGCCGAAACCAACGAAGAAGGCGAUGAAGAAAGUGAAAAUUAAUGAGAAGAAAGAUUGGUCUGUGAAGAAGCAAAAGCCGGUGAAGGAGAAGUCUCAAUUGAACAUGGAAGAAAUGAUGUUGGGGGACCAACCCAGUGUUAAUUUCAAUCAAAUUCAGGAGCCCUUGCCACAUAUUAAGAAGAGUUUUCCUCAGGAUCUGAAAUAUCAGGUGACGCCAGCAUCACCUGUAAUUAGCACGACUGGAGUAAGUGAGUCCGUAUCUACAGAGAAAGUGGAAGUUACAACCCAACAUUACUUCGAGGAAACCUCUGGGUCGUAUAGCUCUCCUUCCACAGAAAACUCAGAAAGCAGUGCCAGCACGUCAUUUUCUACCGAGUUAAUCACAGAAAGGACUACUGAUCACGCUACAUCAAUAGAAACAGUUCAGCAGUCACAGGCAACCGACGAGCCAGCUCACACUGUUCAUCCAAAAGAGCAUAGUGACAACCAUUUCAUUCCACCAAUGCUUCUGGUGAAAUCACACUACACUUCUCUCAAGCCUCACCCAGAAGGCGAGACCGCCCCCAUCACUAAUCUCAAAGUGGAAAGCACUACCCUGAAUCACGACAUUACUUCGCAAACAACUUUUGGCACCACGAUGAAUUCAACGACACACACAACCCUCAUUACAGACAGUGCUAAAGUUGCGAAUACAACAUUCCAACCAUCCCAGGCAUCGCAAAAUACCCAACAUCACCAAAUUGUCGAGAUAAAAAUCGGCAGUUCUGAGAAUCCUUCAGUGUUUUCCAUCACCACCCGCCCAACCACCACUACUUCCACCUCUCCCGUAACACAAGAUUCAACCAUGGCUAAUCCCAUAACAGAGACCGAAUCAAAUGUCCACUCGGAUCCUUCCUCGACCAGAGUUCAGACCGAACAACAGCAACCGACCCAAAGCCAUAAUGAAAUUCCUGCUGCAAUGGUUAACACAAACUCGGAAGCUACUUCGGAGCAGACGGACUCGCAGGAGACGCAUGCAAAGAACAAGUUUUCCAACGAGGAAAACUACCAACCCUAUCGACCCAACCGACGACGCUCCCUCACUAAACCCGAGACAACAAACUAUCUCAAGAAAAUUCUUGGAUAAUUGAUUUAAGGUAAGACGGAGCACAUGUGGGAGAUUUUACUAUCGAGUGUCUAUCGAUUUAAGUUGCCAAAGAAACCAGUGAAUACCAAGGACAGUAGAUAAGCUGAGUAAAACUAUUUGAAUACUUGACUGAGCUGAAAUAACAUAAAAUAAACUAUGACCUAGGAUACGAACACGAACAGAAAAUGAACAGUUUAAAUAUUAUAUUGCACUUUGAGAAAACAUGUUUGUAAUAACCUAGAGGGGGUAAGUAACGUCGCUUCGGGAGGGUUGAUUUUGUUGUUGUAGUUUUUGGGAGCAUAAGUGGGUUCCAUUAGCCCGAGGACCCGCACCAGCAGGGAAGGAGUUGAGCUAAUCUGUUUGCUUUAAUCUAAUUAAAUUCAGAGAUGAGGACGAGCCACCAUCACAUUCACUGAAGGGCAAGUCUGAUCUUUGAAAAAUGAACUCCGAAACGAGAUGCUCGUGAUAAGCUUAAGGACUUUCAGGAUGGAGCCGACACAACAUUCUCUCCAAUUACUUGUAAAUUAAGUCCUGCUAAAAACUUUUCUUUUUGGUAAUGUCUGCCUGCGUCAACUUUGUAUCUCGUCGGCACUGCCUGCAGGGCUUAAACAACAUGAAAACCACUUAAGAGCUUUAACGGAAACCAAAGAGCAUCACCGCAGACGAACCUUGUGUUCCCAAUUUUGUUUGACAGAAUACAAACAACAAAGAACUUCUUUUCGAGUUUACCAGCAUUUUUACUAGAGACAAAGUAGAAUUCAAUCACAAUUUUAAGCAAUUAGCACAUUCAGAUACAAAAACAAAACAAAAGGGAUUCAGAGAGCAGUGAGGACCUUAAGGACAUACAAACAAUUCCGUGGGAUUCACAAGAAAUGAGAGGAAAAUGGAAAAUUACGAAGAUAAUUUAUAAUUUGAUGGUUAGCAAAUUGAUGAGUACGAUGGAAGGAUAGAAGGAACUAACUAAAUAUUAAGACGAUUUUAUUGGUUUUAAACAAUUAAGAGAAUUAUUACUAAAUGAAAAGAUUGUUUUUGUGUUUUCACUACUUGAAGUUUAUAUAUAAUUACCAAGCAUUUGGAGUAAAAAGACGAAAUAAAUAAAGAUAAUAGUAGAA